GGUGGUCGGUGCGAGGCGGACCGACUUUGUUUGUUGCGACUCGCGAUCUUUCCGUUAUCCCUCACUACUGAGAUUACCGUUAAUUUGUUGUAUAUUUACAGACUGCAAAUUGCGAAGGAAAAAAGAAAUUAGAUCUGCACGAGAAUGGGGAAAAAGGAGAGCUGACAGAAGGUGGGAGAGAGAAAGGAAGAGCAAAAGGGGAUAUAUCAUUCGCUUUUAGUAUAGCAUCUUUUGCCACCUUCUUGCUGUUCGCCUGCCCACCUCAGAUCCAAUUUCCUCCUCUUUCGAGUUCUUCUGGCGGAUCUUUGAAGUAGAUACCUGAGAGGGUGGUGUCACAAUGUCUGGCUCUACAAAAAUUCUUGAUCCUGCAUUUCAAGGAGCUGGCCAAAGAGUAGGUACUGAGAUCUGGCGUAUUGAGAACUUUCAGCCUGUUCCUUUGGCAAAAACUGAUUAUGGUAAAUUCUACUCUGGGGAUUCAUACAUCAUUUUACAGACUACUUCGGGCAAAGGUGGUUCUUACGUCUAUGAUAUUCACUACUGGAUCGGGAAAGACACUAGCCAAGAUGAAGCUGGAACUGCAGCAAUCAAGACGGUUGAAUUUGAUGCAACUCUUGGAGGCCGUGCAGUUCAACACAGGGAGCUUCAGGGUCAUGAAUCUGACAAGUUUUUGUCUUAUUUCAAGCCAUGCAUCAUUCCUCUUGAGGGUGGUGUUGCCUCUGGCUUCAAGAAGCCAGAGGAGGAGAAGUUUGAAAACCGUCUUUAUGUUUGCAAGGGAAAAAGAGUUGUUAGAAUGAAGCUAGUUACAUUUUCCCGGUCUUCACUGAAUCAUGAUGAUGUAUUCAUUUUGGACACUGAAAAUAAAAUAUACCAAUUUAAUGGAGCUAACUCCAACAUCCAAGAAAGAGCUAAAUCUUUAGAAGUGAUACAAUAUUUGAAGGAUAAAUACCAUGAAGGAAAGUGUGAAGUUGCAAUUAUUGAUGAUGGGAAACUUGUAGCAGAGUCUGACUCGGGUGAAUUUUGGGUUCUCUUUGGCGGCUUUGCACCAAUUGGCAAAAAGCCAGCAAGUGAAGAUGAUGCUGUUUUGGAAAAAACUCCACCAAAACUAUAUAGUAUCAAUGAUGGUCAAUUAAAGUUGGAAGAAGGCACUCUUUCCAAAGCCAUGCUUGAAAACAAUAAAUGCUAUUUACUGGAUUCUGGAGCUGAGAUUCAUGUUUGGGUUGGCCGGGUAACACAACUGGAGGAGAGAAAGGCUGCUUGCAAAGCUGCUGAGGAACUUGUUAAUGGUGAGAACCGACCUAAGGCAACCCGAAUAAUCCAAAUUAUUCAGGGUCACGAGACACAUUCAUUCAAGUCCAACUUUGAAUCUUGGCCUCUGAGUAAUGGUACAGGAAGUACUGGUGGUGAGGAUGGAAGAGGAAAAGUUGCAGCUCUGUUAAAACAACAGGGUGUUGAUGUUAAGGGAAGCACAAAAAAUGCUCCUAUAAAUGAGGAGAUUCCGCCUUUGCUUGAAAGCGGUGGGAAAGUUGAGGUUUGGCGAAUCAAUGGCAGUGCCAAGACACGAAUUCCAAAAGAAGAGAUUGGUAAAUUCUAUGGUGGAGAUUGUUUUAUUGUGUUAUACACAUAUAAUUCUGGUGACAAGAAAGAAGAAUAUUUCCUGUCCUGUUGGAUUGGAAAGGAAAGCAUUCAGGAUGAUCAAAUGAUGGCUGCUCGAUUGGCUAAUACUAUGUGGACUUCCAUGAAGGGGAGACCUGUUCAGGGUCGCAUUUUCCAAGGAAAGGAGCCACCGCAGUUCAUUGCUCUCUUUCAGCCAAUGGUUGUUUUGAAGGGCGGUCUAAGCACAGGCUACAAGAAGUUUAUUGCUGAGAAAAAGCUGAAUGAUGAAACCUAUGCCUCUGAUAACAUUGCACUAAUUUGCGUGUCUGGUACUUCAGUACAUAACAAUAAAGCAGUUCAAGUUGAAGCGGUUGCUGCAUCUCUGAAUUCCCAAGAUUGUUUUCUUUUGCAAUCUGGAAAUUCACUUUUCAUUUGGCAAGGGAAUUCAAGCACCUUCGAGCAACAUCAGUGGGCCACCAAAAUUGCAGAAUUCCUUAAGCCUGGGGUUGCACUUAAGCAUGCUAAGGAAGGAACUGAGAGCUCUGCUUUCUGGUUUGCUCUUGGAGGAAAACAAAGUUUUUCCAGCAAAAGAGUUAUGCCCGAUAUUAUUAGAGAUCCUCAUUUAUUUACCUUUUCAUUCAACCAGGGAAAAAUAGAGGUCACCGAAGUGUUCAACUUCUCACAAGAUGAUCUGCUCACAGAGGAUAUACUGAUACUUUGCACCCAUGUUGAAGUCUUUGUUUGGAUUGGUAAUUCUGUUGAAUCCAAGGAAAAACAAAAAGCAUUUGACAUAGGCCAGAAAUACAUAGAUCUUGCAGUGUGCUUAGAUGGGCUAGCCCCAGAUGUUCCCCUUUACAAAGUCACGGAGGGUAAUGAGCCGUGCUUCUUCACAACAUAUUUCUCCUGGGAUAGCACAAAGGCUGCUGCUCAUGGGAAUUCUUUUGAGAAGAAGCUUGCGGUGCUGUUUGGAACCGUUUUUCAUGCUUCAGAGUCCAACGAGAAAUCCAACAAUACAAAUCAAAGUGGACCCACUCAGAGGGCAUCAGCUUUAGCGGCACUAUCUUCUGCUUUUAAUCCUUCUUCGAGAUCUAGAGAUACAGGACCCAAGCAAGUCCGUUCAAGUAAGGGUGGUUCACAAAGAGCAGCUGCAGUUGCUGCUUUGUCAUCUGUUCUAACAGCUGAACAAAAGAAAGCACAAUCUGAAGGUUCUACAGGUCGAAAAAGCAGAACCUCCUCCCCUGAUUCAACUUCUGCUGAAUCAUUGAAGAUGGAGACUCCGAGUUCUGAGACAGAGGAUCCUGUUGAAGUUUCACCAUUAAAGGAGCUUGAAGUGGAUGUAUUUGUAUCAAAGAGCAAUGGCGCCGUCGCGGAAGGUAACCAGGACUCAUAUGUAGAAGAUAACAAUGGUGAGAAAACCUUUAGUUAUGAAAGACUUAAAGCCAAGUCCAGCAAUCCAGUUACUGGCAUUGACUACAAGCAGAGAGAGGCUUACUUAUCCAAUGAAGAAUUCCAGACUGUUCUUGGAAUGACAAAAGAUGCAUUUUAUAGGCAGCCAAAGUGGAAGCAAGACAUGCAAAAACGAAAGCGCUACAGGCAUUCUUUCAUUUGUAAAGAAGGAUCAUUGGUGUUUGGGGUGCUCAGGGUUCUGGGCUUUAGCCCGUUUGUUAUUAUGAAGGGCCCAUAUGUGUAUAUUUUGGGUUUCAUGCAUAUGGGCUGUCUGUGUUGUAAGCCAGCAUAUACAUAUUGUGUGCUGCAUUUAAAACUACAAUGUAAUGCUGUUUAAAUUAUUGCCAGCCAUUUGCUUCGUGCAAUUACAUCUCUGGUUGAGUUUUGUUUA
Messenger RNA from Dendrobium catenatum, 3430 nucleotides. RefSeq names its product villin-2-like. The coding region runs from base 338 to 3376 and encodes 1012 amino acids. The record is from RefSeq and is a predicted model, not a curated record. The transcript has 24 exons. NCBI's taxonomy places the organism in Eukaryota, Viridiplantae, Streptophyta, Magnoliopsida, Asparagales, Orchidaceae. Gene Ontology annotation, molecular function: actin filament binding. Gene Ontology annotation, biological process: actin filament severing; cytoskeleton organization.